AUGGUUGGGCCCCUCAAAAAGGCCCCAGGUGGCACUACUCACCUACUGGUGGUGGUGGACAAGUUCACCAAGUGGAUCGAGGCGAAACCCAUCACCAACAUUCGCUCGCAAGAGGCGAACGACUUCUUCCUCGACAUCAUCUACUGGUUCGGUGUCCCAAACUAUAUCAUCACAGACAACGGAACCAACUUCACCGGCAAGAAGUUCCUGAACUUCUGUGAUGGUUACAGUAUCAGGGUUGACUGGGCCUCGGUCGGGCACCCGCGGACCAACGGUCAGGUCAAGCGGGCCAAUGGCAUGGUCCUCCAAGGGCUGAAGCCAUGCAUUUUUGACCGGCUCAAGAAGCAUGCCGAACGAUGGGUCACGGAGCUCCCAGCGGUCCUCUGGAGCCUCAGGACGACCCCGAACCUGUCCACAGGGUUCACCCCCUUCUUCCUGGACGCGGUCGACCUGCUCGAGGAGGCGCGUGAGGUAGCCCUCAUCCACUCCGCCCGCUACUAG
Molecule: messenger RNA, 501 nt
Organism: Setaria italica (foxtail millet)
Lineage: Eukaryota; Viridiplantae; Streptophyta; Magnoliopsida; Poales; Poaceae
Exons: 2
Coding region: 1-501 (166 amino acids)
Biological process (GO): DNA integration
Molecular function (GO): nucleic acid binding
Source: RefSeq, a predicted model, not a curated record